Messenger RNA from Branchiostoma belcheri (Belcher's lancelet), 1234 nucleotides. RefSeq names its product malignant T-cell-amplified sequence 1-like. Gene Ontology annotation, biological process: formation of translation preinitiation complex. The coding region runs from base 110 to 655 and encodes 181 amino acids. Lineage: Eukaryota; Metazoa; Chordata; Leptocardii; Amphioxiformes; Branchiostomatidae. The record is from RefSeq and is a predicted model, not a curated record. Gene Ontology annotation, molecular function: RNA binding. The transcript has 6 exons.
UGUUGAAUUUUGCGACAUCUAUUUCGAUUUUACGACAAAAUUUUGCCUCAAACCAGGCUGGUCCUAUGCGAAGAUUUCGCGAGGAGUGGAGUGACAACCAACCAAGAAAAUGUUUAAAAAGUUUGAGGAGAAGGAGAGUGUGACAGGAGUGACCCAGCUGAAGUCGUCAGCUCAGCGUGGGAUCAGAGCCAAGCUGCUGGACGAGUACGGUCACUGUGAGGACUACCUCAACCAGAUAGUACCCAAGAAGGAGGCCAUGAAAAUAGUCAAGUGCCAUGACCAUGUAGAGAUCAUUGCCAUAGGAAAUGAACUGCUGUUCUUCAGACAGAGGGAUGGACCCUUCAUGCCCACACUAAGACUACUACAUAAGUACCCAAUCCUGUUGUCCCACCAGCAGGUUGAUAAGGGUGCCAUCAGGUUUGUGUUGAGUGGAGCUAACAUCAUGUGUCCUGGACUCACCUCACCGGGAGGGAAGAUGGCUCCUGCAGACAAGGACACUGUGGUCGCAAUAAUGGCAGAGGGAAAGGAGCAUGCACUGGCAGUAGGGAUUCUGAAGAUGUCAACAGCAGACAUAGCAUCCAUAAACAAAGGAGUUGGGGUUGAGAAUGUGCACUACCUAAAUGACGGGCUGUGGCACUUUAAGACUGUAAAAUAGCACUCUCUGACUGGUGAAAAUGAUUUUACACAUACCUGUAAUAUCUUUCGAACUUCUGCUGUCAGUUGGACCUAGUUCAUCUCUUACAAAGAAACACACCAGCAUUGGUGUAUAAUAUGUAAUGCCACUUACAAAAUGAUAUGAAAAAUAUGGAGUUACUUGAGUCUUAAAUCUCUUUCUGGUCUACAUCUUUUUUGGUGCAAGCAAACUACAGCAUUUAAGAAUAAUUAAGUUGGAACUUCCAAAGGGCAAAUUCAAACCCUAUAAAUUUGCCAUUUGUUUGGAUAAUGUUAUCAUUUCAAAUGAUGCCAACAUGUAUGUUAGCAAAAUUGAGUCAUUUUAAAGUAUUGCCCCCGUUGUCACAUGUUUCAUUUAAUGUGGCCAUAACAAGAUGUUCCAGUACUAUCUAACACAUGCAUACUGUAUUCAAUGCUUUGUAGACACACUCAGUACAUUACUACAGAUAUCUAUCUCUAUGACUAAAUACUUGCUUCACAAUAGGAAACCAUGGCAUGUAAACAUGGCGUCUGUCUGUCACCGAGAUAAUAUCAAAUACUAAUAGUACACCAGCGGUCUACU